UCCAACCCAAUCAAGGCCUGCAAGUUCGGACUUUCUCUCCAGGAAUAUUUCUUGUUUUAGUAGGGACAAGGUCAAGCGGAAAAGAAGGGCUGCCAGGGCUUGGAGCAAAACACCCUACCAAACCCGCUCGAAGGCCAACAAAGGCCAGAGACUGGAGAUGUUCAUCCGGUAGGGCCCAGGCUGCAACUCCAGGGUUGGGGACAGGAUACCUCUAAUCUUCAGCUUCCUCCUCCAGUGAUCCCAAAGUCCACUAGGAUCCUCCUUUGCCCAGCAUCCCUUAAAUGACCGUGACCUAUCCCAGCCCACUCUAGACACCUGAAAUUCCCAGUUAAUCCCCCACAAGAAACUUACAACUCAACCAACCUCCAAGACUGGUGGUCCGAAGCUCGCAGGCCCAAGGGCCAAGCUGGAGAAAUCAGGAGGCAGGAGAGCAGAAACUUUAGUCCUGACUGAUUCUUUAACUUUCUCUUUCGCCCUAAGCCCACUGGAGAUCCUUCCCGCCUCCCCCAAAGCAUCGCGCGGCACCGAGCCCAAGAAAAGAAAAGGUGGUUUGGAGUGAAGAAAGUGGAAGGUGAAGAGAUGGGAAGGAAUACCUGAAGCUUGUCUGGACCUUUUAAUUUGAAUUUGACUGUUUUGAGCCCUGGUUGCCUCACUCUCUCCCGCAUUUUCUCCCUCUCCUCCCCCCUCUUCCCGGGAGUUACAGGCUGGUUCUGUAAACAAGCCCCACUCUUCCCAGAACAUCCCCACGUCCCUCCACCCAUCCCACCACCACUCCACCACCACCCCACCGCCCCCGCAGAAAGGGGUGCGCUUUCUUUGUUCGCCGGGAAGGGCUCCCGAGCCCUUACCCCGAGGCAGCUGCUAGGUGGCGCUGUUACUCCACGCUGCGCGCUCCGCCUGCCGACAACUUGACCCCACUGACGUCACGGCCGUCUGAAUCAUCAAGGCCAUUUUCAAAUCCCAUUGGUCUAGCCGUCACAUGGUGAGGACCGAAUGCUCGGAUAAUUAUGGAGCUGAUAUUUCCCCCCUCCCCUUCUUUUUCCUCCCACCCCUCCAAACGCCCCCCCCUUCCCGGAUGGGGGAAAAAAGAUGUCAGCUCCUCCGCUGUAGUAUUGCUCCUUAAAAACCCCUCUCUCUGAAAAUGACAUGCCCUCGCAAUGUAACUCCGAACUCGUACGCGGAGCCCUUGGCUGCGCCGGGAGGAGGAGAGCGCUAUAACCGGAGCGCAGGAAUGUAUAUGCAAUCUGGGAGUGACUUCAACUGCGGGGUGAUGAGGGGCUGCGGGCUCGCGCCCUCGCUUUCCAAGAGGGACGAGGGCAACAGCCCCAACCUGGCCCUCAACACCUACCCGUCCUACCUCUCGCAGCUGGACUCCUGGGGCGACCCCAAAGCCGCCUACCGCCUGGAACAACCUGUUGGCAGGCCUCUGUCCUCUUGCUCCUACCCACCCAGUGUCAAGGAGGAGAAUGUCUGCUGCAUGUACAGUGCAGAGAAGAGGACGAAAAGUGGUCCCGAGGCAGCUCUCUAUUCCCACCCCCUGCCGGAGUCCUGCCUUGGGGAGCACGAGGUACCUGUACCCAGCUAUUACCGCGCCAGCCCGAGCUACUCGGCGCUGGACAAAACGCCACACUGUGCUGGGGCCAACGACUUCGAAGCCCCUUUUGAGCAGCGGGCCAGUCUCAACCCGCGCGCUGAACAUCUGGAAUCGCCUCAGCUUGGGGGCAAAGUGAGUUUUCCUGAGACCCCCAAGUCCGAAAGCCAGACCCCCAGUCCCAAUGAGAUCAAGACGGAGCAAAGUCUGGCGGGCCCAAAAAGCAGCCCCUCGGAGAACGAAAAGGAACGGGCCAAGAUAGCAGACUCCAGCCCAGACACCUCGGAUAACGAAGCUAAAGAGGAGAUAAAGGCAGAAAACACCACAGGAAAUUGGCUGACAGCAAAGAGCGGAAGGAAGAAGAGGUGCCCCUAUACUAAACACCAGACGCUGGAAUUGGAGAAAGAGUUUCUGUUCAAUAUGUAUUUGACGCGAGAGCGCCGCCUGGAGAUUAGCAAGACCAUUAACCUCACAGACAGACAAGUCAAAAUCUGGUUUCAAAAUCGCAGAAUGAAACUCAAGAAAAUGAACAGAGAGAAUCGGAUCCGGGAACUGACCUCCAAUUUUAAUUUCACCUGAGCCAGCGUCAUCUCCUCCCCCUCCCCAUCUCUCCUUUCCCCGCCCCUCCUCCCUUUGUGCCUGGUGGUAUUUUUUUCCCUCCCUGAGUAUAAAUGCAACGCGCCUGCAAAGAAAAAAAAAGGCAAAGACCUCAGACUCUCCUUCCAAGGGACCUAUGGUUUGUGCUGCAAGGAUUCUUCCACCUAAAGCAUGAGAAAUGGGGUGCUGGGUUUUGGGGUGUUGUGCGUGCCCUCAAGGAUGGGGUGGGAGUGUGGCUGGUGUGUGUGUCGUGUCAACCCCCACUCACCCAUGCACUCACACGCAGCAUUCUGCUCCCCAUGCAAGCUAAGAUAGAAUCCACCCCAUUAUAGAGAAAAGAAAGGGGGGAAAAUCAACCAGAGAGGGUCUGUAACCUUGGAGAUCAUAGUCAGAUUGCUCCCUCCUUGCUGCAUUUCCCCCCUUAGAAUAAUAGACAGUCUUGAAAAUUUGUCUAGUAUUUGUGUGUUUGUCAUAGCGCCCAGCAUCUAGACCCAGCCCUCCCUGUGUCUUUCCCUUCCAGUGACUCUGAGAAUCUGCUUGAAGUAUUUGUACUGCUUUCUGCUUCUCUCCCACCCCUCCCAGCACCCUGUCCCUCCCUUCUACUAACAUCUCAGAAAUUCCAUCAAGAACAAAAUAAUUAAAAUAAAUAAUUAAAAAUAGAACAUAAAGUAAAGACACCCCCCCGGAGUUGUCCUGUCCCUGUCUGGGAGUUGUGUUAUUUAAAGAUAUUCUGUAUGUUGUAUCUUUUGCAUGUAGCUUCCUUAAUGGAGAAAAAAAUCCUAAUAAAU
Alexandromys fortis (reed vole) is the source of this 2976-nucleotide messenger RNA. It is a transcript of the gene Hoxc10, whose product is annotated as homeobox C10. Gene Ontology annotation, biological process: regulation of transcription by RNA polymerase II. Gene Ontology annotation, cellular component: nucleus. Gene Ontology annotation, molecular function: RNA polymerase II cis-regulatory region sequence-specific DNA binding; DNA-binding transcription factor activity, RNA polymerase II-specific. Lineage: Eukaryota; Metazoa; Chordata; Mammalia; Rodentia; Cricetidae. The transcript is spliced from 2 exons. The record is from RefSeq and is a predicted model, not a curated record. The coding region runs from base 1142 to 2170 and encodes 342 amino acids.